This is a messenger RNA of Phyllopteryx taeniolatus (common seadragon), 2630 nucleotides long. It is a transcript of the gene mbtps2, whose product is annotated as membrane-bound transcription factor peptidase, site 2. Bases 239 to 1768 code for a protein of 509 amino acids. Gene Ontology annotation, biological process: membrane protein intracellular domain proteolysis; regulation of response to endoplasmic reticulum stress. Gene Ontology annotation, molecular function: metalloendopeptidase activity; protein binding. The transcript has 11 exons. Gene Ontology annotation, cellular component: membrane; cytoplasm. The record is from RefSeq and is a predicted model, not a curated record. Lineage: Eukaryota; Metazoa; Chordata; Actinopteri; Syngnathiformes; Syngnathidae.
AACGAAGAAGAAAAACAGUGACGUUUACGCAACCCGGAAGUGUGUUCCAGCUGUGAUUAUUUUUCGUUUCUUGACACUGACCGACAGUCAAAAGAGGCUGCCUGCAUUUGGCACCAGUGUUACAAUGGAGCGCCUUUGACUUUUUCUCUCGCUGGUUCGGCGGUGGGCGGGUGGCCGGAGACCCAUGGCGGCGGCGGAGUGCGGUUGAUUGUGUCCUCGCGCCCGGAGCGGAUGCACCAUGAUCCCCGUGUCCCUGCUGGUGUGCGUGCUGGCCGGCUGGUGCGCCGUGUACCUCGCAGACACACUGCUACGGUCGUCGCCGACGCAUCGGAUCGGCUACGAGUCGUGGCUGGCCAGGCGAGGGCUGAUGCUAUCCCCGUUCCACGUCAGGUGGCAGACGACCAUUUUCAACCGGCUCUUUGCGUACUGUGCCCGCAUCCACCCGCGGGCGCUCUACCUCUGGUUCAGCAGCGGCCUGGUUUUCGGCGUGGUGGCCAUGCUGGCGUCGGUGGUGCUGCUAGUGAAGACGCUGCAGCAGACUCUCGCUCAGAUGACCACGGACAAUCCGCACAUCGGAGCCCAGCAGGCUCUGCAGGUGGUGGUUCCUGGUGUCAACCUACCUACUAGUCAUCUGGCAUACUUCUUCCUCGCCCUGCUGCUCAGUGGCGUCAUACAUGAGCUGGGCCACGCAGUGGCAGCACUGAGGGAGCAGGUGCGCGUCAACGGCUUCGGCAUGUUCGUGUUCGUGGUGUACCCCGGCGCCUUUGUGGACCUCUUCACCACGCACCUCAACAUUGUGUCACCCGCCCAGCAGCUGCGCAUCUUCUGUGCCGGUGAGGGCCCACGUCGGCACUUCCACCAAAUCAUCCCAGCCUGCGUGUGGCACAAUUUUGUGUUGUGCGUGGCGGCGUUGGCGUUCCUCUUCCUGUUGCCGCUCUUCCUUUUCCCGCUGUACUCCAGCGGCGCGGGGGCGCUGGUCACUGAGGUGGCGCAGGGUUCGGCGGCCGACUGGCCCCGGGGCCUCUCAGCGGGGGACAUCGUGACGGCGCUGGAGGAGUGUCCCGUCGCGGGGGUGGAGGACUGGAACAGCUGCCUGUCUCACCUCUCUCACACGCCACAGACGGGAUACUGCGUGCCCGCCGCCAGCCUGCAGCCCAGUUGGGCCCACGGGCGAGCGUUCAAGCGGCUGGAUGGGACGAUGGACUGCUGCAGCAACAACAGCCUGACGGACCUCUGCUUCUCCUACGUCAAGCCACACACUGCUGACAGAGAGUACGCCUGCAUGCCGGUGCGCAAAAUGGUGACGGGCAGCCGGGUGUGCCGCGGCGACCACGACUGCAACGCUGACGCCGGCCUCGCCGUCUGCGUCACGCCCUCCCUGCAGAACCAGACCCGCUUCAUCCGGGUGGCGCACCCGCCCGGCACCCACAUGCUGUUCGUGGGCUACCCGCCGCAUCUCCAGCACGCCGUGAGUCUGACCAACUUUGUGCCUCGCUUUGGUUUUCUCCACUUGGACCUGCCCGUCUUCUUGGAGACAUUCUGCAAGUACGUGUUUUCCCUAUCUGGCGCCUUGGCGGUGGUCAACUCGGUGCCGUGCUUCGCUCUGGACGGCCAGUGGAUGCUCAACGCCUUGCUGGAGGCCACUCUGGCCGGCGUGGUGGCGGAUCGGCAGAAGCGAGAGCUGAUGGGUUUCUUCCUGCUUCUGGCCGGCAGUUCCCUGCUGGCAGCCAACGUGGCGCUGGGCUUGUGGAUGGUGACGGCACGGUAACAAAACAAAAGGCAAAUUGUGCUUGGAGACGCUUGCCUGUGGACUGGUGAACUGUGAAGAGACUACAUUACCCAGCAGUCCCCAGGUUUGCCUUUAAAGCUGUCACUCAUCCACACGGGACAAAAACGAGGCGUUCUUGCAUAGAAAAUGCACUCGACAUUUUUUUACAUCUGGUUGAAUGAUGUGAACAAACAAUCAUGUUCAAUGACGAUGACUUGCUCAUUUAUAGUUGUUUUUUUACGUGCACGAAGGAGCUUGAUUGUGGCUGGUUUUUUUUGGGACAUGCUUUUCAUUGGACACCAUUUAUUAUUUUUUGUGUACAAUCUCCUGUCGCCACGUAUGUGAAAUGAAUCUUCAAAAUUGUGAAGCAUCUAGUUGUUGUCACUGCUUUUAAACGCCGUGGGUGUUUUCACUGAAGGUGUGGAACCACGUCCUGCUGAAAAAACGAUCUUCGUGUUGCAUUUUAUUUAUGCUGACACUAGUAUUUUCCUACAUUAGAGCUGCAAAAAUACGUCCGCUUAAAGUGGCUGGAAUAUAUCCCACCGGGUUGGCGUGGGGAUUUUCCAUGCGGUGACGAUGAGGCACUCUAAAGCAGCCACACAAGUGUGACACCUCUGUCCAAGGACUCAACCUCCUUUGCGUCUUUCUCUGACUGACAGGCGCACACUCACGGCUGACAACGAGGCACUCUAAAGCGUGACUGGGCCACACGUCCUUCAAAUAAUUCGGACAACUGAAAGGGUGAAAAAGAGUAAUGCUAUAUCUCCACCUUUAAAUCCUACAUUGUUCUCAGAAGUGAUCUUCAAACAUGUUUAAUGUAUUUAGAAACAAUCAACAAUAAAAUUGGAAACAAAUCUCUGAA